Messenger RNA from Ophidiomyces ophidiicola, 1056 nucleotides. RefSeq names its product Spliceosome-associated protein 49 (gene sap49). Gene Ontology annotation, molecular function: RNA binding. Gene Ontology annotation, cellular component: nucleolus; U12-type spliceosomal complex. The transcript has 3 exons. Lineage: Eukaryota; Fungi; Ascomycota; Eurotiomycetes; Onygenales; Onygenaceae. The record is from RefSeq and is a predicted model, not a curated record. The coding region runs from base 1 to 1056 and encodes 351 amino acids. Gene Ontology annotation, biological process: positive regulation of mRNA splicing, via spliceosome.
AUGUCGGGAGCUAGACACUGGGAGCAGGAUAAAGAAGCGACGGUAUACGUGGGCAACCUCGAUGAGCGCGUGACGGACAGCCUGGUCUGGGAGCUGAUGCUCCAGGCCGGCCGCAUCGUUAACGUCCACCUUCCCAAAGACCGUGUCACCCAGGCGCACCAGGGCUACGGUUUCGUCGAGUUCAUCAGCGAGGAGGAUGCCGAGUAUGCCUCGCGCAUUAUGAACCAGGUGCGCCUGUAUGGCAAGCCGAUUCGGGUCAAUAAGGCGUCGGCGGAUAAACAGAAGACCGUCGAGGUGGGCGCGGAGCUGUUCGUGGGGAAUCUGGAUCCCAUGGUUACGGAGCAGAUGUUGUAUGAUACUUUUAGCAGGUUUGGGUCGCUGGUGUCGAUGCCGAAGGUCGCUCGCGAUGAUGCCAAUUUAUCCAAAGGCUACGGCUUCGUUUCCUUCUCUAACUUCGAAGCCUCCGACGACGCCGUGAACAACAUGAACGGCCAGUACCUGAUGAACAAAGAAAUCUCCGUCCAAUACGCCUACAAGAAAGACGGCAAGGGAGAACGACACGGCGACGAAGCAGAACGAAUGCUGGCAGCCCAGGCUCGCAAACACAACGUUCAGCCCCAGACCCAAGCCAUACCGCCACAGCUGCCCGGCGGCCCUCCACCGCCCCCAAUCGCCCCUACGCCCAUGAUCAACGGCGACCUCAGCCGCCCCAUGAGCACUGCGCCGCCAGACUACGGCGCCGGCAGAGGCGCGCCCAUGCCCAACGGGCCGUACUCGAAUAUGCCGCCGCAGCCGCCUCACCGGGCUGUUCCUCCGCCACAACCGCUCGCAGCAUCUCUCGCCACGCCUCCCGCCGGCUUGCCUGCCCGCCCGCCGCCGUCGCAGGUUGGCUACGGAGGUCCGCCUCCCGGCUUUGCAGCCCCUCCUCUCCCUCAGAGAUAUGGCCAGCCUGCGCCACCUCCUGGCUUCGGCGUGCCGCCCGUCGGCGGGCAUGGUCCGCCCCCCGGCCAAUUACCACCGGGAUUUCAGCAGGUCGGCUAUGGACGAGGUCGAUGA